Molecule: messenger RNA, 4141 nt
Organism: Arachis duranensis
Lineage: Eukaryota; Viridiplantae; Streptophyta; Magnoliopsida; Fabales; Fabaceae
Product: golgin candidate 5
Exons: 19
Coding region: 390-3833 (1147 amino acids)
Source: RefSeq, a predicted model, not a curated record
UUUUUUAAAUUGAGAAAUAAAAAAAAAAUUGAUUGCUUUGCAAAGCGAUGCCAACAGUAAGAACCGAAAAAAAGCGCAUAACGCCAUAGUUUUUUAUUUUGCAGAGUUCAUCAAACAAACAAAAAUCGAACCCGCGUUCUCCAAUUACACACCCUCCAAAAAAAAAUUGCACUUUAUUUUGCUUCAUUUUCACCCCACAAUUUAUGGUUUUCUUUUUUUUUUUUUCCAGAAAAUACCAAGGGUUACAUAGAUGUUAUGUACAGAUUUUAAAUGUGUCUUUUGUAAAUGAAAGUGCUGAUCAAUAAUGCGUUGAAGCUGAACAAGUUCAAUUUUUGAUACUAUGUUUUGAUUCCCUGGAUCCAACGCACUCGCUUCAUUAAGCGGCAGAGAUGGCGUGGUUUAGUACGAACAACACAUGGCGUAGCUUCCCGGAUUUGGCGGGAGCCGUGAAUAAGCUUCAGGAGAGUGUGAAGAAUAUCGAGAAGAAUUUCGAUAGUGCUCUCGGGCUUGAGGAGAAUUCUGAAUCCAGCAAUGAAGCUUCAGGGUCAUGGACUUUACGCCGAGAUCCAAAAGCAUUGUUUAAUCCUGUUAUGGCAUUUAUGGGGAAUAAUGGUGAGGAAAACACUGAUGAAAAAUCAGAACAACUAGAAUCCCCUCAACAAGAAUCUGAACCUAAGAAAUCAUUGGAUAAACCGGUGUCUCCAGAUGAUGUACCUGUUGCUGAGAAAAAGGAAACCACUGUUGCUGAGGAAAAAGAAGGAUUCCAAAAUGAUAGUGCAGCAGUUGUUACUACUGAAGAAACUACUGCUGCUGAGAAAAAAGAAGGAUUGCAAGACGAGAAUGCAGACCUUGUUACUACUGAAGAAACCCUUGGUGAGAAAAAAGAAGGAUUCCAAGAAGAUAAUGCAGCCAUUGUUACUACUGAAGAAACCGCUAUUUCCAAGAAAAAAGAAGGAUUCCAAAAUGAUAACGCAGCCCUUGAUACUGCUGAAGAAACCACUGGUGUGGAAAAAGAAACCAUCGUCGCUGAGGAAAAGGAAGGAUUGGAAAAUGAUAAAGCAGCCGUUGUUACUACUGAAGAAAUCACUGAUAAGAAAAAAGACACCACUAUUGCUGAGAAAACUGAAGGAUUCGAAAAUGAUAGCACAGCCGUUGUCAAUACUGAAGAAACUGCUGUUCAAGAAGUGAAUGAAGCAGAGAAGGUAGAAGAAGAAGGUGGUGUACAGAUGGAGUCUGCAGAUGAAAACACAACCUAUGCCACAGCUGACAAAACAACUGUCUUGGAAAAGAAUGAAGUGCUUAAAGUAGAAGUAGAAGAUGGUGAGCGGAAAGAAUUAGCAGAUGGAACAACUAUUCAGAAUUUGGACCAUGGAAGUGAAGAACACCAACUACCUGAGAUGCCUGUUGAUUUGUCUGAACUCAACAUCCAGCAUGCUAAGAGUUUGGAUCCUGAUCCUGCUGUCAUUAAUCAAGAAAAUGAGAUUGCCGAAGCGAGAACUACCGAGAGUUUAUUGUCAAUGCAACCCAUGCCUGUUAAUCUUGUAGAGGAUCAAGUUGAGGGUAGUACGAGUGAUCCUGGUGAGUCACAAGGUAUGAGUGAUGUGCAACAAAAAAAUCAAGUGGAGGCAAAUGAGGAAAGUAAAGAAGAGAGGGUGCAAGCAGAAGAAAGUGUGGAGAGAGUUUCUUCCAUUCAACCUGAGAUAUCAGGUGAUAGCGACAAAAAAGACAAUGCUGAUACUUCUGUUGCACAUGCUAUGGCUGUUGAGGAAAAUGAUGCUGCCAGGCAUUCACAUAUUGAAAUUUUGUCCAGCUUUAGUCCAUCAAAUGAAUCUUCUGAGGUGGUAUCUGAAUUAAGUUUGCAUGAAAAUGAAGCAACUCAUGAAGCAAAGGAAGUAUAUCAUAAAGUCAAUGAUGUCAAAACCGAUACUAGAGAGCAGCAUUUGCAGUCUGUUACAAAUAUGUCUGUCUCAGAUUCUAUGCUUGAAGUGGAGAGGCUGAAGAGGGAUAUGAAAAUGAUGGAAGCUGCACUUCAAGGUGCUGCCAGGCAAGCUCAGGCUAAAGCGGACGAAAUUGCAAAAUUAAUGAAUGAAAAUGAACACUUAAAAGGCGUGAUUCAGGAUUUAAAGAAAAAAUCCAAUGAUGCAGAGAUGGAGCAUUUGCGAGAGGAAUACCAUCAGAAGGUUGGAACUCUUGAGAGAAAGGUGUAUGCUCUCACGAAGGAAAGGGAUACGCUUCGACGGGAGCAGAAUAAAAGAAGUGAUGCUGCUGCUCUCUUGAAGGAAAAAGAUGAAAUAAUUACUCAAGUUAUGGCAGAAGGUGAAGAGCUUUCCAGAAAGCAGGCUAUUCAAGAAUCGACAAUCAGGAAAUUAAGGGCUCAGAUUAGAGAACUUGAGGAGGAGAAGAAAGGUUUGGCUACUAAACUUCAGGCAGAAGAGAAUAAAGUAGAAAGUAUCAAAAGGGACAAGAUGGCUACUGAGAAUUUGUUACAAGAAACAAUGGAGAAGCAUCAAGCAGAGCUCGCAACACAGAAAGAAUAUUACAGUAAUGCUUUGGCAGCUGCUAAGGAGGCUGAAGCAUUAGCAGAGGCACGUGCCAACAAUGAAGCAAGAACUGAGCUAGAGAAUCGUCUAAGAGAGGCUGAGGAAUCAAUAAGCAGAAAAGGGGCGAUUCACAGAUGUAGAAUAGACGUGAGUGGAUCUAGUGCAAUCUUCAAAGAAGAUAUGCUCCGCAAAGACAUUGAGGAUCUUAAAAAGCGCUACCAGGCAAGUGAAAGACGGUGCGAGGAACUGAUUAUGCAAGUUCCAGAAUCCACAAGGCCACUUUUGAGGCAAAUUGAAGCCAUGCAGGAAGCAAACUCCAGAAAGGCAGAAGCUUGGGCUGCUGUUGAAAGAAAUCUCAGUUCUAGACUUGAGGAAGCAGAAGCUAAAGCUGCCGCCACCGAGGAACGUGAGCGUUCGGUGAAUGAACGCUUAUCUCAAACCUUGUCCCGAAUCAAUGUUCUUGAUGCUCAGAUUUCAUGUCUUAGAGCCGAACAGACUCAGUUAAAUAGGACACUUGAAAAGGAGAGACAAAGAGCGGCAGAAAGUAGGCAGGAGUACCUUGCUUCAAAGGAGGAUGCCGACACCCAAGAAGGUCGUGUAAGAAGGCUUGAGCUAGAGAUCAGGGAACUCAGGCAGAAACACAAGAAAGAGUUACAGGAUGCAUUGGUGGAAAGAGAAUAUCUGCAGCAGGAGAUAGAGAAAGAAAAGGCAGCUCGGUUGGAUCUGGAGAGGACUUCUCGUCUUCAUUCUGCUCAAUUAUCCGAUCAAAGAAUGACAACAAAGCAAAAUUCUGCCUUUGAGAAUGGCAACCUGUCUCGGAAAGUCUCUAGGUCAAGCUCGCUGGCAAGCAUGGGAGAAAGCUACUUUCUGCAAGCAUCAUUGGACUCAUCUGGGAGUUUCUCCGAGAGGAGAAACUCUGGAGAGGGCAUGAGUCCUUACUAUAUGAGGAGCAUGACACCCAGUGCUUUUGAGUCAGCACUUCGUCAGAAAGAGAACGAACUUGCUUCAUACAUGUCACGAUUGGCAUCAAUGGAAUCUAUUCGUGAUUCUCUGUCUGAGGAAUUGGUCAAAAUGACGGAACAGUGUGAAAAGUUGCGCGCAGAGGCAUCUAUGUUACCUAGUGUAAGAGCAGAGCUAGAUGCACUGAGGAGGAGGCACUCUGCUGCGUUGGAGUUGAUGGGCGAACGUGAUGAAGAGCUGGAGGAACUUCGCGCGGAUAUCGUGGACUUGAAGGAAAUGUACAGAGAACAAGUCAACUUACUUGUUAGUAAGAUUCAAAGGAUGAGUUCAUAAAUAGUGGCUAACUGAGCUGAAAGAAAGCUUAGCAUGUAGUAGAACUUGUGAUCUGAAUUGCACAGUUAUAGUAAAUUGAAGAUUAAUGCAUGCUCUAUAUCUUGAUUCUCUCUUGGUAAUAGUUAUUCAAAGUCACCCUUGUCAAAAGUGUAACUUGUAUUCUUACAAGAAAAGAAAUGGGGAAUAAAAAUAAAUGUAAUUUUGUAUUUUUUUUUAUUUGCAGAAUUUUGUAUAGCUAAUCUAUUAUCAAAUUUAAACAUGUAUCUUCUGGUCGAGAUAAAUAGAUAAUUACUAUUUUUUAGUGGGAA